Messenger RNA from Herpailurus yagouaroundi (jaguarundi), 5498 nucleotides. It is a transcript of the gene AKNA, whose product is annotated as AT-hook transcription factor. Gene Ontology annotation, cellular component: centrosome. The record is from RefSeq and is a predicted model, not a curated record. The transcript has 22 exons. Gene Ontology annotation, biological process: neuroblast delamination; neuroblast division in subventricular zone; epithelial to mesenchymal transition. NCBI's taxonomy places the organism in Eukaryota, Metazoa, Chordata, Mammalia, Carnivora, Felidae. The coding region runs from base 263 to 4606 and encodes 1447 amino acids.
GUCUGUGAGCAGCAGCUCGGGCUGGCAGAGCGGCCUGGAGGCGGGCCAGGGCGCCAUGGAGGCGGGGGGCUCCCCAGGUUUGGAACAAAGACCUCACAGGCAGGUCCCCUGAGCCUGGGCCAGCAGGAUGGUGGUGGAGCCCAAGAGAGGCUGCAGGCAGCAUGGCUGGUACUGAGACGAGCCGGCGGUGACUCAGGCGCCCACAGUGGCGGCUCCGUGUCCUGAAGAUGAAGUGGCCCAGGUGGAGUGCUGGCUAGGCCCGAUGGCCAGCUCCAGGACGGAGGUGUGCUGGGCCGAGCCGGGCCUGGGGAAGGGGCCCCGGCGGCGACGCUGGGCCUGGGCCGAAGAGAAAAAGGAUGCCGAUGGGAUACGGGGAAAAGAGGGGCCCUUUCCCAGUGCCACCAGCCCUGAGCUCCUGGAGGACUUCCGGCUGGGGCAGCCGCACCUGCAGCCACCAGGGUGGGGCCCGGCCCCGCAGCCAGCUGAGCGUCCGGCUUCCGAGUGCGGAGAGUCCGCAGCAGAGGAGUUUGAGGUAGAGGAUGUGGACAGCCCAGAAAGUUCCAACUUGCCUCUCAACUGGCUUCCCGAACAGGAUCCUCAAUCUGCCAUGACUGAAGAGGAGCCGGAUGAGGCCCUCGGAGGUCCUGAGGUGGAGGAAGCUGGGGAGGGCUCCCCAAGAUUGGAGUAUGAGACUGGUCUCAGCUCAGGGGGCGAUGGAAACACCAGCCCCAUGGCUGUGGGGUGGGGUCAGGACACAGGCUGGGUGGCCCCUGGCACACAAGUCAGUGGAGACAAACUUCCAGAACAUUCCGAGGUCCACCCAACUGUUGACUUCAGCUCUGCAAGGUCCUGGAGCAGUGGGACUGUGAGCCUUGACCACCCCAAUGACAGCCUUGAUUCUACCUGGGAAGGAGAAACCGAUGUCCCCCAGCCCACCGCCCUGGAAGAAACUUUACCACAGAGCUCCAGCCACCACCUCCUAAACCCAAACCCCAGAACUGGGGGAGGCGUUGCUGUGGCAACCCCCACAGAAUUCCAGGACUCCUCGGUACCCCAGAGCCAGAGACUCCAGUGUCCAGCAGAUAAGUGGAAAGAAACUACUGGCCUCUCCUGCCCUCCGUUGAGGGACAAAGCCUGGAAACGGACGCGGACAUCACCUAAACCACUCCCUUCUCGAUUCACUGGCUCCAUCAGCCCUCCGAAUCUGCCUAGGCCAGCUCGGCAAGACAGGGUGCCAACCAGGCAGGGAGCCACUCUGGCUGGCCACUCAUCAUCUGAUGCCUCCAAGUAUGGGCGGGGGCAGUUGAACUACCCACUCCCUGAUUUCUCCAAGGUGAGACCCCGGGUGAGGUUCCCUAAAGAUGAGUGCUACCACCCCCCCAAGGCCAGGAGCCACAGCAGGCAGUCUCAGGGCCCUGCCAGGCCGCUGAUCUUCAAAUCACCUGCUGAGAUUGUGCGGGAGGUACUGUUGAGCAGCGGCGAAGCCUGCCCGGGAAAGGACCCGCCUUCUCCCCACCCCAUCACCAGGGUACCCCAAGAAUUUCAGACUCCUGAACAAGCCACCAAACUGGUCCACCAGCUCCAGGAGGACUACCACAAGCUACUCACCAAGUACGCAGAGGCGGAAAACACCAUCGACCAGCUGCGCCUUGGGGCCAAGGUGAACCUGUACUCGGACCCGCCCCAGCCCAGCCAUAGCAUCCACACAGGGACGGUGCCCCAGGGGACCAAGGUCUUAUCCUUCACCAUCCCACAGCCCCAGUCUGUGGAGCGGUGGUCGGGCCCUGCCGAAGCCCCACAGGCCUCUGGGGCCUCCGCUCCAGGAAGGACGGUUCUUGGCCCCAGCGUUCAGUGGUUGUGUGUUCCAGGGUGGCCACCAGCUCAAAGAGACCUGAGCCCCUCCUCGUCUGCCCCAGAGUGGCUUCCGGAGAACCCGGGCAUCGCCCAGGACCGGCCGUCAGCAGAGCGGACCCAGGAGUUGGCUUCUCAGGCCAGCCUGUUCCUGGCCAAGGUGGAAUCCUUUGCAGGGCUGAUGCAGGCAGGACGGCUGACGCCCCAGGACCAACUCAAGGGCUUCCAGCGGCUAAAGGCCACCCACGCGGCCCUGGAGGAGGAGUACCUGAAGGCCUGCAGGGAGCAACAGCCGGCCCAGCAGCUGGCCGGCCCCCAGGGGACGCCCGGCAAAUUUGAUCCUGGCAGGGUGCUAGAGGAGGAGAUAUUCCAGCUGGGUAUUCGCCUGGAAGAGCUAAAGGACCACAUGGACCACACCCAGCCUGAGCCUGAGCGAGCCGGGUCAGACUCCACUCCAGACAGCCCCCCAGCCACGCCUUCUCCACGCCAGCCAGUGCACCUGCCUUCUCCUUCAGGACAAGCCCCCACACCCGCCACCCAGACCCUCUGCCCUCAGCCUCACGCCACCAGCAUCGGCCCCUGCCCAUCGCAUGUGAACGUGGAGCUGAGCACCGCCAGCAGUGAGACGGAGGACGGGCCGCUGGGCCUCCCGGCCCCACCCAGGCAUAAGGAGCUGCCGGUGGAGCAGGAUUUCCACGGCCUCCUGGAGCGGUACCUCAGCGUGAAGACUGUCCCAGAAGCCAUGAAGCCGGAGGAGGGCGAGGACGAGGAUGAGGACGAGGACGGGCAAGGCCAUUCGGUAGAAGUUGACGGACCAGCUCCACCUCCAAGAAAAUCAGAGGCCACCGGGAUGCCCGUAAGGCAGCUCCCAGCACCGGCUGAAAGAAGUCACAGGACCCCCCUCAAGGAGACUGUGGAGCAGAUGGUGUCUGUAAAGCCAGCAGGCUUCCAUGCAUCCGUGGCCAGAGAUGGCUACCUCCAGGACCUGGACAAAGUCGAGGCAGCUCCUCCUCCGGGCCCCAGCAGACCACCUCACCCUCGGGGCACCAAGCCUUUGGCAUCCCACCAGGGCAGUCUGACCAGCUUAGAGGGAAGCGGCCUCUCUGAGCACCUUCCACAGAAGUCUCUGCGCCCAGCUGGUGGGCCCCACCUAGAGGAGCCCUGGAUGGCAUCCCCCGAGACAGACAGUGGUUUCGUGGGCUCAGAAACCAGUAGAGUGUCGCCCCUCACCCAAACGCCAGAGCACCGGUUCUCCCACAUCAGCACUGCAGGAACAUUGGCCCAGCCCUUCACUGCAUCUGAGCCCCGGGAUGCAGUUUCCCAUCCCCAGACCAGGGGUCCUCCAGUCCCCAGAAGAUCCGUGGAGCCCAGCACACCCAGGAGCAGAGCCCAGAGGCGACCCUCCGGCCGGGACAGUCCUCUGCGGCAGAGGGCACCCAGUCUCCGCCGGGAGCGGGCACUGGUGGCCGAGAUGGCGGUGCCUGGCUCAGAGUCGGAGGGGCGACAGCCGAUUUCUGAGCAGCUCGCCCGUAGCACGACAAUCCGCCCACCCCCGACCUCGGCUUCUGCAGCUGCCACUCUGUCCCAUGGACCGGCAGAGAGCACCCGCACCCUCCUCCUCACCAGGACAGGGCGAGACCAGGCCAUCCGAGAGCUACAAGAGGAGGUGUCUCUGCUCCGCCUGCGGCUGGAGGACAGCCUGCAUCAGCCACCCCAGGGCAGCCUGGUGUGCCCGGCCUCCACCUUCAACCGCCCCGCCCGGGCCCGGGCCCGGCCAACGGAUUCCUCAGCCGCCUGGGGCUCCCACUAUGGCAGCAAAUCCACAGAGAGACUGUCUGGUGAGCCUGCAGGUGCAGAGCAAGCUGACCCCGCAGGAAGGCGGCGAGCCAGGUCUUCCUCGGUGCCUCGGGAGGUGCCCCAGCUGUCCCUGAGUUCCGGAUCCGAGCCCACCUCCCCCCAGCUGUUCUCUGAGAAGAGCCGGACCUCUGAGGACAGUGCGCAGGCAGCUCGGGAUGGAAUGAAAAGAGCGGGCGGCACCAAGAGGCCAGACAGGGUCACCUUCCGGGGCCAGUACACAGGCCAGGAGUACCACGUUCCCACCCCCAAGACUGUCCCAAGAGGCGGUGGCACAAUCUCCUGUCCCCACUGCCGACCUGCUAGGACCCAGGACUCAGGUGGUACUGUCACCAGGGACCCACUGGGACCGGUUCCCACUGAUACCCUGCGAUGUCCCCUGUGUGGUCAAGUCGGGACGCCCCCAAAGACGGAUGGCCCAGACUCAGCCACCUCUGGGACAGAAAGCGCCGCCCCAAGGAGGAAUGCACACUCACGCUCAGCCUCCAGCCCCCCACGACGCAGCAAGCAGGCAGGGUCGCCGGCCCGGCCGCUCCCGGGACUGUGGUAUCUGCCUGCCGUGCCCCCAGCACCGGCCCCUCCCGCCUUUGCCUACGUCUCCUCGGUGCCCAUCGUGCCUUACCCGUCGGCCGCUGUGUACUACGCGCCUCCGGGACCUACCUCAGCUUCCUCGCCCCAGCCAGCCGCCGCCGAGUGGCCCCCCUCUGCCUCCUCCCGGCCGGCGCGGGGGCACCGGCACUCCAUCCAGCUGGACCUGGAGGACCUGGAGGAGCUCAACAAGGCCCUGAAUCGAGCCGUCCAGGCUGCUGAGAGCAUCCGCUGCACCACCAAGCACAUGAGCCGCUCCCUGUCAGCCGACCUGCGCCAGGCCCGCAGCCUCAGGGGCUCCUGCCUCUUCUGACUUCACUCUGGAGACUCAGACACAGAUGGGGGGCAGGUGGGCCGGCGGCCUGCUGCUGUCCCCCAGGGCGGGAGUCGGCUGGAGCCACUCCCGCGGGCCCCGGCGACCCCUCCCCAGAGGCCUCCUGGCCCUGGGGUGUUGGCCUGGGCAUGAAGAGAAGGAACUGCGGGGGGACCGGCCCCUGAAGGAAGUGCUGAGACCGAGGCCACCUUCUGCCGAGGCCACUUCCCGAGGGGCAGCCUCGGGGAGUCUCCUGGUCCUGCACUGCCCGCCUCUGGCUAAUAAUAUGUACUUUAUAUACAGAUGGACAAUUUUUUUUUUUUUUUUUUACUGUGUUUUCCUGGUCUUAGAUCCAACCUACCAGGCCAGAUGAGAAGGGAUAGGGCCAGAGUCUCUGGUGCAAACCUGUCUCCUCACCGGUGACCAGCCCCUCCAGCGUAGGCGUUUCUGGGAAGGACACGGCUGUGCACUUUCCUCCUGGUGACUGGGGAUCAGUAGGGCACUUUGACACCAUCGAAACGUCAAGACGGCAGGCCCCCAGGAUAACAUGUGUCCAGCUUCUCCGGAGAGGACUUUCCCGUGGGCCUGCUGGGAAGGGGACACCCCCAGGGAGGGCCUAGAAGCUGUCCACCUUGGUCCCUCUCUGUACCUCAUCCCCUGAGCCCCAGCUCUGUCCCUGGGAUCCCUGUGGAACUGGGCUAGUGGCCAAGCUGCCUGCCAGGCCCUGGUCUGCGGCCGGGAGGCCAGCCCGUCUCUGGCUCCCUACCUUGUAGCAGAGUGCGUACCUCAGCUUUUCUGGAAUGUGUAUGCAUCAGUGAUAUUUGUAUAUUUGAGGCAUUUAAAAAUCUAUUUUCGUUAUUUGGGCAAAUGAAGAAGGAUGAAUAUUGAUCUU